Molecule: messenger RNA, 1493 nt
Organism: Odocoileus virginianus texanus
Lineage: Eukaryota; Metazoa; Chordata; Mammalia; Artiodactyla; Cervidae
Source: RefSeq, a predicted model, not a curated record
AUGGAGUGCUUGGCGCAGGAGGUGGAGGAGCAGCGGGAGGGUCCCGGUGGGGCCCAGGGCACCCUCGGCCUCCCACCCCCCACCGUGGCGGGUGUCUCCCUCCCUGCCCCCGAGCUCUGCGGGCCUCAACCGGCUCUGCCCGCCCGGCGCCAACUCCUGGCGCGCCAUGCACCGUCCGCCGGGUGUGAAGCUCUGCGGGGAGAAGGGGAGUCGGCCACGCGGAGCGGAGCAGCAACAGAGCUGGGUCCUGACUCGUCCAGACUGGCGUCCGGGGGACCCGGGCGCGCGUCCUUCCAUGAGCGCGCCUCCACCCUGCCGAGGACAGGCACCUGGGAUUUCCGAAAUCCUGGCAGCCAGCGAAGUGCAGACGUGCCUUGCGGCCUCUGCCCCCGCAGCGCUGAGGUCAGGAGCAGCUGCGCAGGAUUGAUCAGGUUUUGGCAGGAUGGGGUCCACGACGACAUCCCGUGGGACACGCGGGACAGGGCAGGCGUGAGGGAGCUGGGUGGGCGUCCGGGUCUCCACCCUGACUUUGGCCGUUAUAUUAAUAUAGUUCCCAGAAAACCUGCAAAGAUGGGGAAGUUGAAGGAAAUCAAGCCGGUGGUGCACUGUGACAUGAAUGUGCCUUCCAGGUGGCAGAUGUUCCAUCGUAUGUCCCGACAAAUAAAUGUUUUCACAAAUGGAAGAUUAUUUAUUCCACCUGUAAAGAUUAUUAUACCCAAAUUCAGCCUGAUGGAGUGGAACAGCGUGCUGGCCACGGUCGGGGAGAAGGUCUUCCCCCUGGGAGGCGUUAGAAAAUUAUUUACAAUGAAUGGAUAUCUUUUGGACAACUCCAAGGAUUUGCAAGACAACCAUUUUUACGUGGCAGCAGGACUGGAGGCCUUCAAGAAUUUCCCUUACUGGAAGUACCCAAAGGUGCCGAGUGAAAUCCAACAAAAGUACAGAGACAUUGAGAAACAUUCACGAGGAAAGGAAAAAGAGGAUCCCAAGGUGAAAGACACUUGUAAACAGGACAGCGUUUCACCCAAAGCACAGGAUUCUGUGUUUUAUGCCAAAGAAGGAAAAAAGAAGCGAAAGGCAGAGCCUUUAAUCCAGAGUGGGGCAGAUGGUGACGUGUUUAAAGCCCAGACUCCUAACCAGGAGACCCAAGGAGCCCCGGAAGUCAAGGAGGCCCCAGACGUGCACGUGGAGCUGCCUGUGGACGGGAGACCAGCCGAGAUCGUCAAAGACGCUGAAGAGACAGACAGACACACGUCUGAUUUUGAAAGCAACAGGGAAAAAGAAGAUGAAAAGCUUUAUGAAGAUAAUGAAAGGGAGGUUUGUAUCAACAGAUUCUGUAGUUUUGUGUUUCCUGUUCUGAAGACAGACCUAACAAGAUAAUCAAAGGAUUCCCAAACCUUGUCAGGUGCUUGUUAGAAAUACAACAUCUGCGUCUCCAUCAUCCACCAUAGCUCUGUUCCCUAGAGGCAGAAAACCAACUCAGAGGAAAGGAAAUG